Messenger RNA from Bombus terrestris (buff-tailed bumblebee), 2059 nucleotides. RefSeq lists its product as uncharacterized. The transcript is spliced from 3 exons. The coding region runs from base 1 to 1005 and encodes 334 amino acids. The record is from RefSeq and is a predicted model, not a curated record. NCBI's taxonomy places the organism in Eukaryota, Metazoa, Arthropoda, Insecta, Hymenoptera, Apidae.
AUGUCCACGGAGAACAGGAAGAUCUACAAGAAGAUAAAAAAGGCCACCGAGAAGGACAAACGUAUGGCACAGCUGGAGAAAGAGAUCGCUCGAUUGGAGACCGAGAACAGCAAAUUAAAACGCGACAGUGCCGAGUAUGAGAGUGGCCUCGCUGCUUUUAGCGGCACGUCGCGUUUUGCCACUGAAUUUUCUUCGUUGAGCCGUAACGUGCCAUCUGACACGAACAAACGGCCGCUUUCACAGAAGCCAGAGGACAAUCUUGCAAAUGCGUUGCAAUCGAAGGGCAACCCGGAGAAUGGCAAUCGUAAAAAGAAAUUGCGUAUGAGAUUGAUGAAAAGUAGAAAAAAGGACAAUAAACGACAGAAGGCGAUGCCAACGCAUUUGGAAGUGAUACCAUGCCCGCAGAAGCAAGUGAUUAGAAAAUAUAUUCGGGAUGUACCCUGUCCUCGGAUAAAAUCGAAGAAACAGAAGGGAGUGUCGUGUUCAGGUAGUGAACGCAAGAGAUCCUGCAAGCAGGUCGAAGAUGUGUGUUCUACCUCGAAACGCACCCAACCGGUAACGUGUUCGUCUAAACAACCGGUCAAGAAAUGCGUUCAGGCGAGUCCAAAAACGUGUCCGGGAAGAGAGCGUACAAGCCCGCCGAGAUCUUGUCCAAAAUGCGAGAGCAAUCGAAUUCAAAAGUUGGAAAGCGAAGUGUACCAAUUGCGGAAGGAGAUCGAGUGCAUGAAAUACGAGCGAAAAGAAGCGGAGAAGGCAAUCCAAAAGGCUAUUGUUCGCGGAGCCCGCGCUCUCGGCGGAAGAUUUAAACCCACGGUACCGGGAUCGAUCGAGAAACUUCUCGAUAUUUGCAACAGCGAUGCGUCUUCCCAAUCCACGUCGUCGGUCAGUCUCUGUACGACGAAAACUGCAUCGCCGAUGAUUCACACGUGUCAUAACAAAACGCGGAGAAAGGAGGAGUUCGAUUAUUGCGAAGGUUGCACCCCAUUAGUCAGCUCUCGCGAUUAAAUCCAGCUUCGUUGAAAAAACGUCGAAUGUACUCGGUGGAAAGUUGUCGGCGUCGCCUGCAAUAAACUUACCCGAAAUACACUGGAUAUUGGAUAAUGAUCGUAAUUAAUUACUUUCGCGAUCGGGAAUGAAUGAAAAUAACCAACGAAUAAAACCCAGACGGGUUUUAUCGCACGGUAAUAAUUUCCUACGAAACGCGUUAAUUAAUAAACGGGUAAGAGCGUGCGGGGUGGACCCGACGCCGAUUUAAUUACACGUAACCGUACGUGCCAACAUACGCACUAACGGUGCUUUAGUCGCGUAGACUCGCCGUACACGUACCCUAUCAUCAGAAUGGCAUCGUUAACACCGAUAAUCUUCCCUGAACCGAGUGCGGAGCCACUCGACUUACAGGGAAACCUCGCGUGCGAGCACACCGGAAAUCUUGGUGCGUAGCUCGUUCCACAAAGUGCGAAAAAUAAUUAACGAAAUAUCAAAGAAAUAUUUUGUUCUGUGUGAGAACCCGACACGGAACGAUUCAUCGAGAUCAUUAAGGUUCGACGAAUCGACCGUUUCGUUUAGCAGUGAUUCCCAAGGUUCCGCGAACAGCCAGGAUGUCACGGCCGCGUCAAUUGUAACGGGACACUUUAUCGAAUAAUUAUCUUCCAUUAAUGAUACAACGCGAAACAACAAUGAAACAUUAUAUCGCAUUGGUGAAUCAGAGUAACCGUUUGUUGUUUAUCUGCAUCGAUGCAGCGCCAUGGUAUUUUGUUGGCUAUUGAUCGCCGAUGAUGAGUCUUGAUAUUCAAUCCGUAAAUGCGAUGACGGUUUGCCGGAUCAUCGUUCGCGCUCGAUUACGAGUCUCUUUCCAAUGGUCAUGCUCGAAAAAGCGGCGAUAAACGGACCGGUACUGUUAUAAAAUUUUGCUGGAAUAUUCGAUUCCGCGUUGUCUAUUGUUUCGACCUUUCGAUGGUUUGCGAGGACAAAGUUGUGCUAAUCUGUUACGCGUAAAAUUUCCAAUCGACGUUUUUGAAUACGGAAACAAAAGCGGAAAAACACUACGAAAAACACAAAG